Anastrepha ludens (Mexican fruit fly) is the source of this 773-nucleotide messenger RNA. RefSeq lists its product as uncharacterized. The transcript has 2 exons. The coding region runs from base 120 to 353 and encodes 77 amino acids. The record is from RefSeq and is a predicted model, not a curated record. Lineage: Eukaryota; Metazoa; Arthropoda; Insecta; Diptera; Tephritidae.
UCAAUAAAGGGCGAAUUUUACCAUUAAAUUUGUGUUAUCACUUUCCAAUUAUUUAUUGGAUUCUUAAUAUUUCUUUUUUACACUGAGUGAUUCAGAGCAUACACACAGUAACGCGUAAAAUGAUUCAAAACAUAAUUGACUUCUGCAAUUACUGGUGGUUUCGCUAUCUUAUGGUCACUGAGCUGUAUAUGGUCGAAAAAUGGGAACGUGUUACCAUUCAUGUGAUUUUUGCGGUACUCUUUUGCCUAUUUUGGUACUUUAAUUAUUCGGUGCUUUUAUCGUUCACGGGUAGUGUACUUGGUAUUACACCUAUCUCCAGCAUCGUCGAGCAACAUAGUAGCAAAAUUUUGUAACUAUAGCAGUUCCAUUCAACAUUGGUCAAUCAAUAAUAGUGAAAUAUUCCAUAUCUGAAAAUGUAAUGGAAACCGUAGUCAUAAUAAGUGUUUUAAAGUGAAGAUGGAGCCACUGAAUAACCAAAAUAUUUAUUAGAAAAAUAAAGUUAUUGAAGGUAACUCAUAAUGCCGCAUCCUAACAAAGACAAAAUAGCGAACGUUAUAUUUCAUAAAGGGCACUGAUCCUUGAAACAUAACCAAAUUCACUUUUUUAUUUACUUUUUGUCCUGCUUAAAUAGUAUGUUGUUGUAAGUAGAAUCAUCAAAAAACAGUAAUUUUGUUAUAUAUGUAUAGACAAUAUGCUAAAUAGAAAACUUCGUUCAUUAUGCUGUAAACGGAAUAAAUGCUCCGCUGCAAUGAGAUGGGCUAGAGCGAACGAGA